CGCACGAGGAGGAUUGAACUACCCGAUGUGCGCGAUUACCGUUAACGGCUAGUUACAUUUGAGAGCAUACAGUAAAUUGCAGCUAUUAGAAAACAAUUUUCGAACAUUUUGACAAGAGUAGAUGCCAUUAAGUCCACAUAUUUGCGUGCAUAUGUAGCUUCUUUGACAGGAUAUUGUAUUCUUUCUUCUUUGCGAUAGUUUCUUAUAAUCGAGUAUAAAAUGUCGCGUAGCACGUGCAACAAACCUUUAUUCGCGCAAAUCUUAACGUGAGUGGUGAAAAAAUAAGUGGAGAUUAGCGGUGGUGUAUAAAAUUAUAGGAAUGAAUAUGUUACGCAAGUUCAGGCAUGGCAACCAUCCUUCUUCAAGAACUAAAUCAGCGCCUAAUCACCGUUUUGUUACAUUGCUUCUUUUAUAUUGCGUUUAUUUCAUUUUCUUAAGAAUGAGCGCUGCCCAAGCUGAGGAAGGCGUUAUAACGGCUGAUAACGACAUCUCGCACAUUGGUGAUGAUUGCCAAGUGACCCCUGUAAUACAUGUUCUCCAAUAUCCCGGUUGUGUGCCCAAGCCAAUACCUUCGUUCGCCUGUGUUGGACGCUGCGCUAGCUACAUACAAGUCUCCGGUAGUAAAAUUUGGCAAAUGGAACGUUCAUGCAUGUGUUGUCAGGAAUCCGGUGAACGUGAAGCUGCUGUCUCUCUCUUUUGUCCCAAGGCCAAACACGGCGAACGCAAGUUCAAGAAAGUACUGACGAAAGCACCACUGGAAUGUAUGUGUCGCCCAUGCACCUCCAUCGAGGAGUCCGGUAUUAUUCCCCAGGAGAUAGCUGGCUAUUCCGAUGAGGGUCCAUUAAAUAAUCACUUCCGUCGUAUUGCCUUACAGUAGGUUAAAUAUUUAAUUUACCUUUUCCUACUUAAUACAUAUUUUCUGUUUAGCCAAAAUUGGGAAGAAUAAAUAAUGUA
Bactrocera oleae (olive fruit fly) is the source of this 954-nucleotide messenger RNA. NCBI's taxonomy places the organism in Eukaryota, Metazoa, Arthropoda, Insecta, Diptera, Tephritidae. The record is from RefSeq and is a predicted model, not a curated record.